Messenger RNA from Vitrella brassicaformis, 1566 nucleotides. NCBI's taxonomy places the organism in Eukaryota, Vitrellaceae. The record is from the annotation of a GenBank genome assembly.
CAACACACAACAGACAGUCCGCAAAGAGCAAGUAAGUAUGAGUAAGGAAGUGGGCGUGUAUACCGACUGACUCUCUCAUGCCAACUCACACACAUGAACCACGCACACGGCCGCACGAAGAGAGAGAGAGAGAACGAGCAAAUGCACACGAGUCUAUGCCGCGUACCCGCCCCCUGGUCUAUCUGGAUGUCGAUGUCGCUGUCGCUGUCAUUCUCUCACUUGCGCGCCGUCUUGCCCCGCUCAUCGCUUCGCUAUCCCGACUUCCUCUUCAGCCCUCUCGGACGCGGCGGCGAGAUCGAUCGGUCUCGGCUGUUCGUAUUUGUGAGCAGCGGCGGCUGCAUGCGAUUCGGUGUGCGGGAUGGUGCGGCCGCAGCAGCGGCAGCAGCACCCAGAUGGCCGAAGGGCGGCAACGGUGGAAACAUGAACGGCUGCUUAAUGAAUGGCGGAGGUGGCUGGGCGAUGACGGCCGCUGCCGCAGCCGCUGCCGCGGGCACGUUGAGGACCUGGUCCUCUUCCUGCAGGGCCUGGGCCAUCUCGGCAUCUUCCUUGAUCUGGUCCUGUCGUCGGACCUCAGAGAUGGCAUCGACGAGCGCUCUGCCGCUGUCACGUCGCUGGCUGGGCGAAGGUCGGGCAGCGGGGCCGAAUGGGCCGGGCGACGACGGGGGUCUCACGUCAAUGGGCGACGAAGGACCUGACAGAUGGAAUCCAAAAGGGAGACACAAUGGAGUGGAUGUGUCUCUCUGAUCUGCCAGUACACACUACAUGCUAACCUUCGUUGCGAUUGGGUGUGGCGGGAUGGUAGGCGGCUGCGGCCGCUGCAGCUGCGGCGCACGGGGAAGGCCUGCCACGACAGACAGACAAGGGCACAGAGGCGAAGGAACAUGUACCAAUCGAGCUGUGUCUCUCUCACGGCUCAUUCCUUUGUGUGUCUUAUGUACUUGCUGUACUUGGGAGGCUAUCCUCUCCCCUUUGGCCAUGUACGCCGACUCGGUAUCAAAAAUCGACUUGCGUGGGGGGCUGUUGAUCGCCGCUGCCGCUGCAGCAGCAGGGGAUCCCGAACGGUCUCCGGCGUGGGCCUGGCCGUUGGGUGUGGCGGGGCGGUAGGGCGUCUUGGGGCCGGCAGCCGCAGCAGCAGCACACUGGUGCCGGAGGGCGAUGGCGGGCCGUCAGAUGACGGAGGCCGCAACGGCGAAGGGAAGCCGUCUGCAACAAAACGCGAUGCGUCGACCACUGAAGCCGCCGCUGCGGCCGCGGCCGCAUUGCCAAACGGCAAAAACUUCUCCUGCCUGGAUAUGCGCAAGACACAGACAGACACACAGACAGACAGACAGCCAAUGAGAGGAAGGAACAGUUGGGGUAUGUACCCCAUAGAGCAAGAUCGUCUGUCUUCAGUCUUACUGUCUCAAUAUGGUGCCCGGUGGCUGGCCGUCAUACCCUCCCCCCACCCCACCCAUCACGACCAUAUCUGCCUUCUCUCCGCUUGGCCAUCGAUGGCCAUUUUGUCUCGGUCGUCCGCUGAGCGCUCGAAGCCCGCGGCGGCCGCGGCGGCCGCGGGAAUGAACGGCG